Penaeus monodon (black tiger shrimp) is the source of this 3515-nucleotide messenger RNA. RefSeq lists its product as uncharacterized. The coding region runs from base 1 to 1809 and encodes 602 amino acids. The record is from RefSeq and is a predicted model, not a curated record. The transcript is spliced from 6 exons. NCBI's taxonomy places the organism in Eukaryota, Metazoa, Arthropoda, Malacostraca, Decapoda, Penaeidae.
AUGUCUUCAAUCUACUCCAGCUUUUCCACAGACUCUCCAACUUACUUUACCACAACAUCCUUGGAUUCCACCACUUCUCCAACUUACCUCCCCUCAACUACCACCACUGAUGAUUCCACCUCCUCUACUUACUCAAGCUCUCCCACAGAAACCUCUUCAACUUACACCAGCUCCUCUCUGGAGCCACCAUUUCUUCUACUUUUCCAAGCUCCUCCAUGGAUUCAACCUUCCAGUCGAACCACCUCUCCAACUGAUUCCUCUCUCCUCUAUGGAAUCAACUACCUCUUCAAGGACGGACACAACCACUUCUUCAAGCUCUUCCACAUCAUCCUUGGAUUCGACCACUUCUCCAACUUACCUCACCUCAACUACACUACUGAGGACUCCACCUCCUCUACUUACUCACACUCUUCCAUAGAAACCUCUUUAACUUCUACCAGCUCUUCUUCAGGCUACUCCUCAUCCAGCUCCUCUUUGGAGCCCAUCAGUUCUUCUACUAUCCCAAGCUCCUCUAUGGAUUCAACCAUGUCCUCUUCCAAUCGACCACUUCUCCAACUGAUUCCUCUGUGGAUUCAAGUACUCCAGCUAGCUCCAGCACCACUCAUCUUUGGAGCCCACCAGUUCUACCUUGCCAAGCUCCUCUAUGAUUCAACCACGCCCUACGUCCCCACAACCAGUUCUCACACUGAUUCCUCUGUGGAUUCAACUACUCCAACUAGCUCCAGCACCAACUCUCCGCUUAUACCACCUCCUCUAUGGAAUCAAGUACCUCUUCAAGUAUGGACACAACCACUUCUUCAACUUUUCCACAUCAUCUUUGGAUUCCACCACUCCUCCAACUUACUCACCUCAACUACCACCACUGAGGAAUCCAGCUCCUCUACUGACUCAAGUUCUUCCACAGGCUCAGAAACCUCUUCAACAUACACUAACCCUUCUUCAAUGAAACAACUACAUCUCCAAUCUACUCCAGCUCUUCCACAGACUCUCCAACUUACUCCAGCUCCUCUAUGGAAUCAACUACCUCUUCAAGUACGGACACAACCCCUUCCCUUCAAGCUUUUCCACAUCAUCCUGGAUUCCACCACUUCUCCAACUGACAUCACCUCAACUACCACCACUGAGGACUCCAGCUCCUCUACUUACUCAAGCUCUUCCGUGGGCUUAGAAACCUCUUCAACUUACACCAGCUCUUCUUCAGGCUACUCCUCGUCCAGCUCCUCUUUGGAGCCCACCAUUUCUUCUACUUUCCCAAGCUCCUCUAUGGAUUCAACCACGUCCCCCUUCCAAUCGACCACUUCUCCAACUGAUUCCUCUGUGGAUUCGACUACCUCACCUAGCUCCAGCACCAUUGAGGAAGGAUCCACUUCCACUGAUUCAUCCGGUGGAAUGGAAGAUGAUGACAUAUAUAUAGUCGUGGUUGUGAUAAUUGUUGGAUUAGUAUUGGCAGUGAUCUUAACCUCCUGUUGCUUCUUCUUCUUCGUUUUAAAGCGUAAAGACCCUCCUGUUCAGGAUCUCGAAGGACAGUUACCCAGAGUUAACGAAAGUGACUCGCUGUAUGAAAUAUCUAUACCAAGAGCUAGCCUUGUACCUUUCACGCGGCAACUGACUCCGUGGGGCGUCCAGAAUCCUGUGACCAUUCGCGAUGACGAGAACGAAGAUCUAGAAUUACCUGAGGACCGUGGAAGCAAUCCUUACGCCCUUGACCAGAUAGAUCUCCAUAGCUUUAGUCUGCAGAGAUUCCUGAGGGAUAUUCAGGAUGCCCGAGCUCCUACUCUAUCUGGAUCCUUCAGACUUCCGAGACUGUGAAAAUAGCCAAGCGCGUCUUUUGAUACUGCACCGAUGGCCCUAUCCAUUGUAUACUGGCUAUAUUAGUGCAAAUACAAAGAAGGGAAGAGCAAGAAAGCACACGGAUAUGACGGUCUUUGAUUUAUUCUAUCCAAGGUCUAUAUUAAUAAGGUCUCGUCACUUCGAAGUUCUGUGCAGCUUUGGAUGAUACGGCCUAUGACGUCACUUGGUAGUGGUUGAGAACGGGAGGGGGAAUAGAGAAUGGUAGGUUGGGUGAAGGAGAUAAUAUAAAACGGUAGCACACUGAACAUAAACUAAAGUAAUAUUAGAUGCUGGCUCAUUCCGGUGAUUUGCACAUUGGACUGAUUUUACAGGCGAUAAUUAACGACGAUUAUUUGUAGGUAUAUAUCGUAUAUUUCACUUUAUAUUUCUUUAAGCAUGCUGCAACAUAGGUAGGUUAUAAUAAAGAAGUAAAAUGAACAAAAAAGACAUGGGAUAUGAAUCAUAAUACUGUCGAAACGCUUUCAACGAAUUAAUUAUAAAAAAAAAUCAUACAACUAAGGUAUCAAAACACACAUCGCAUACAUUCAUUAAAUCUAAGUAGAGCUUAUAUAUAUAUAUAUAUAUAUAUAUAUAUAUAUAUAUAUAUAUAUAUAUAUAUAUAUAUAUAUAUAUACAUAUAUGAAUAAUACAUAUACAUUGCUAUAAAUGUAUAAGUUAAAUGACAAUAAAUACAUAGUCUCUAGCAUACAAAUAUUGCAUUCAACCACUGAACAUGUGUAGGUCAUUGCGGCUUUUGCGUGCGCCAGUCAGUCAUGGGAGCGAAAACGGGAGGAAGAGGGAGAUUUUUGCGAAUCUACGUUUCAUUCACGACUGACCUCAUGCUUAGCAUCGAACCCCCAGGCUUUACUCCAAGUGACGUCAUGCGCGAAACGGACGAAUUGAGUACCUCAGUGACGAGACCUUUCUUACAUAGACGUUGGUGUUACUAACACUUUGUUUAUUCAUAAUGUGUGUAUGUCUGUAUGUAUAUAUGUAUGUAUGCGUGGGUGGAUCAAAACAGAAUGACGCAAAUUUCUUGUCGGAAGAAAUGUAAUUAAUUAUAGAGGAUUUUCAUUCAUGUAGAUAUACCUAAGUGUUAAAAAGUGAUACUACAUCUCUAUGAAAACCAUUCAUUAUAUGCACAUACUGUAAACUUAUGUAAUAAGAUAGACCAUUCUCCCAGUUAGUUAUUAAAUAUAUUCACUUCUGCAAACUGAACAAGAAUCGCAAUCCACAGAGAAAUGAAGACAUGGUGUGAACAGAGAGGAGAUUGAGGACACAGAUCGUCUGAAUGAACAAGGGAUGGAGAACUGAAACCAUGUUGAUAGCUUUUUUGUUAGUUAUGGGCAUGAACCUACUGGUGGUGUGGAGAACAGGAUUUUAACAUUCAAGAGAGCAGAUUCCACCAACAUGUUGUCGUGAACGCAUGCAAACAACGGCCACCUGAUCAUUUUAUUUAUUCAUUUAUUUAUUUUAUAUAUUUGUUUACUUAUCUAUUCACUUAUUUAUUUUACAAUGUUAUAAAGAUAUUCCGGUUGGCCAAAGGGACACCACUGUUGAUUCGCUGAUGAUGCAACAUACAGCGCCACAUUAAUCUGCUCUGUUCUCAGUACCUGCUUUCUUCCUACAAAUAUGCCUCAGAAAAAAAAAAAAAAAAAAAAAAAAAAAAAAAAAAAAAAAAAAAA